Penicillium malachiteum is the source of this 2700-nucleotide messenger RNA. It is a transcript of the gene anxc4, whose product is annotated as annexin ANXC4. Gene Ontology annotation, cellular component: cytoplasm. NCBI's taxonomy places the organism in Eukaryota, Fungi, Ascomycota, Eurotiomycetes, Eurotiales, Aspergillaceae. The record is from RefSeq and is a predicted model, not a curated record. The transcript is spliced from 2 exons. Gene Ontology annotation, molecular function: calcium ion binding; calcium-dependent phospholipid binding. Bases 1 to 2700 code for a protein of 899 amino acids.
AUGUCCCUCCAAGUGAAUGAUCCCCGGUCGCGCUCGAAAUCCCCUGGUCGCCAUGAGCGUGACUCCCGCUCUCGAUCUCGAGACGGCCGAAUAGAUGUCUCAGAUCCACGACUAAGCAGCACCUUGAGCCCCUCGGUUGGAAGACCCCGUUCGCGAUCCCCCGCCGUAGUGGAGAUUGGCCGGUCCAGCAGCCCCAAUCGCAACACUUACGAUUCGGACGAUGAGGCUAAGAUCGAGCGACAAUACAGACUGAUUAAGGAGGCUCGGGCGCGUGAACGGGAGAGUAGACGAGAGGCAGAUGAUCGAGAUCCUCGGGCUAGUGUUACGAGAGUCCCUCGUAGCCCCGCACGGUACGAUGUACGCGAUAACGGUCGGGAUCGCGACCGCUACGAGGUUUCCGGGGAUGAGCGCGAUACGAAAGUUAUUCAGCCCCGUGAGUACAGUGCUAGUUCUUCACAGCAGCAGCUUCCACCAUCAUCACCAGGAGGUGCUAGUGGUAGUCGCAAUGGAUAUGGUCAUAGACGGAAUCAUAGUCGUCGGGACUCGAGUUCUAGCUCGGAUAGUUCUGUCGAUGAUGAUCUGGCCUAUGGCGAUACCCCUGGUAGCCAUCCUAGCUAUGGGAGACCGGAUCAGUUCCGUUACUCGGCGUCGAAGCUUUUCUCGUCGAAGCCCGCCCCCUCGUCGAAGCCGGCCCCUACUCCUGCGGCGCGACCGAGUAGUAGCCAGAUAGACUGGGCGUCUGUGCCGGAGUGUGAGCGACCGGGCUUUGUUCCGCCGACCUCGCAGGCUGGAGCUAUGCCAGGAGCGUUUCCCACAUCGACUUAUGCGGAUAUCCCAUCGACCAUGGCUCCAGUCCAGCCGACGCAGUAUCCAGCCUCAACAGGUGCAUACCCGGCAUCGACAGGUGCAUACCCGGCAUCGACAGGUGCAUAUGCGCCGUCACAUUAUCGGACUGCAUCUGCUAGUGAUGGAUACCAUGGUCCGCAGAAUGGCUAUGCAAACCCUGUGCCAUAUCAAUAUGCGCAAAUUGACCCAAACGUGAGGUACACGUCCAAGACGGGACCUAAGCCUGAUCCUUAUGUUAGGACGUCGCACUUGGAUCUUCACGCAAAGCAGCCGGAGCAGCCAGCCCAGCCUUAUAAGUACAGCUAUGAACCGAAGGUUGAGAAGCCGCCCCCAUCACCGAGAGUGCAGUCUCAACUGCAGCCGCAGCCGCAACAGUUUGUCGAGAUCACACCUGGUGGUGGACGGAAGACUCGGCCACACAGUCUGUCUGUCUCGUCUGCGAAUAACCUGGCUGUGACGGGUGGUGCCUCACUUGCAGGACAUCAUCCCCCUGCUAGCCCAUUGCUUGAACCGUAUCACGGAACCUACCAGUCGAUGUCGCCGAUGCCCUCCCCGAUUGUUAUUCCCUCUAUCCGCGACGACGAUAUCUCCGAUCUAGAGCCUUUGGAUGGAGAAACCUCUGGAUCAGACACCCGCCGACGAAAGACGCACAGCCGCACCAAGUCCUCGACCAGUGAAAGAGAUCGCGACCGAGAAAGUACCCCUCGAAGCAGCAAGGAAAAGCUUCGAAUCGAACGUGGCUCCGACCGGGAAGACAGACGACGCAGCCGUACACCCAUCGACCCCGCUCGCCAUGGAUCUACUUCCUCCCUCACAGCCGGCGACAGCUCCUAUGUCAUCAGAUCGCCCACAUCCGGUAGCAAGCGAGUAUCAUUCUACGACGCCGAAAGCGACGCCGCAGCGAUGCAAUCAGCCUUGAACCAUACCCGAAACAUCGAUAACAAGGCCAUCAUCAAGGUCCUACCCGGUCUAUCCAGCGACGAGAUCCUUCUACUACGUCAAGAAUACAAGAACCAAGUGAGAGUCCACGGAAAGGGAAUCAACCUCGCGAAACAUCUCCGCUUGAAACUGGGAACCUCAUCCUUUGCCAAGGUAGCUUAUGCUACAGCCUUGGGAAGAUGGGAGUCGGAAGCGUACUGGGCAAACUGCUACUACCAAGCCGGUACAUCUCGUCGCGAGCUCUUGAUCGAAUCUUUGAUCGGACGCUCGAAUGCCGCGAUCCGUGAGAUUAAGGCUAGUUUCCGGGACAGCCGAUACGAGAACAGUUUGGAGAAGUGCAUGCGUGCAGAGCUCAAAGCCGAUAAGUUUCGCGUUGCGGUCUUGUUAGCACUCGAGGAAAGACGACAAGAUGAUCGUGAGCCUCUGGAUCCUAGACUGAUCCGUCUAGAUCUGGAGGAUUUACAUCGGGCGCUUGUCUCUCGGGAAGGUGGUGAAACGGCAAUGAUCAAUAUUAUUGUUCUGAGAAGUGAUAAUCAUCUUCGCGAGGUUCUACGAGCGUACGAAAAGUACUAUGGACAGAAUUUCGCAAAGGCAAUGAUUGCAAAGUCUCGGAACUUGGUUGGCGAAACACUAGCCCACAUCCUUAACGGCGCCAUAAAUCGACCCAUGCGUGAUGCCCUCCUCCUUCAUCAAGCCCUCCGCGAAUCGAAAGCCGGACGUGAGCGGACCGAGUUGCUCAUCUCACGUCUUGUGCGCCUACACUGGGAGCCGAGACACUUCGAGCAGGUGAAGAUUGAUUAUAGAAGACGAUAUGGGGAGCGGAUUGAGGAGGCGAUUGCGGAGGAGAUUAUGACUUCGAAUAAUGGGGCAGAGCUGGGCGAGUUCUGUAUUGAACUGGUCCAUAGCUCUGCUUGA